This is a messenger RNA of Oryzias melastigma (Indian medaka), 4283 nucleotides long. RefSeq names its product MICAL-like 1a (gene micall1a). Gene Ontology annotation, molecular function: protein binding. Lineage: Eukaryota; Metazoa; Chordata; Actinopteri; Beloniformes; Adrianichthyidae. The coding region runs from base 914 to 3589 and encodes 891 amino acids. The record is from RefSeq and is a predicted model, not a curated record. The transcript is spliced from 16 exons.
AAGAGAAGCCACAUUUUUUUAUUUAAUAAAUAAUGUUGUGCUUUUUUAUAUAAAUAUAUACAAAAAACACAUACUAUUAUUCUAUGAAAUUCCUGAAUUGCUUUUUGAUUUAUCUGAAUGUUUUAUUGUAUUACAAAAAAUAUUGCUACUUUUAGUUUCGUAUUAUUUGUUUAUAUAUUAUAUAGUACAUAUAGUCAAUUUGAAUUUUGUUACCAAAAGAAAAAAAGAGGGAAAAAAAAAAAAAACACUACUACAAACCAUGCACCAACUUCGUUGCAGUUCCUUUUGUCGGAAAAGCUUCCUGCCUCAAAAUAUCGCGUGACCCAAGCAACAUCCCGCGUGAGUUGGACUCCAGCUGUAGCCUCCCAUCCUCUUGGCAAGCGCACACGCUCGCGCGCAGACUUGUGUACGUACAGGAACAGUCAGGAGGUUUUUCAUGGGAUGCUUCAAUUCCAGGGGAGUAUCCGCGCGCUGUCGGCCCAGGAAACACUUUAAUCCCCUUUAUUGAGCGGAGGCCGUCGACUUGUUCUGGACUUUUCUGUCUUAAUCCAGCCGCUGCGGGUCUUGUAACAGCCGAUCACACCGCGCUGCGACCCACUAAGGAGGAAACUGUCACCUCCGAGCGAAAUAUCUGCAUCUCUGGAACAAAAACGAGCUGAAAAUCUUCGAACUCGGAGCUCACGAGCCGCUGCCAUGGUGGCGAAGCUCACGCGGCUCCCCGGAGAACUUAGCUUUCUCCACCUCCGAGAGCCGCGGACAUCAACAGACUAGAUUCCUCGCAAGACAUGAAGCUCACGCGGGUCUGUGUGAGCUAGCGUUGACCCGGAGCGCCCAGGUGUCGGCCUGACGGGUUCGGGGCCAAAGAGGACGCGUUCUGACCUCCUCGGGGAGCAGCUCCACGGCUGAGGGCGUGAUGGGGUCGCUGAAGGCUCUUCAGGAGUGGUGUCGGGUCCAGUGUGAGGGCUACCGCCGGGUGGACGUGAGGGACAUGUCUGCAUCCUUUCGGAACGGCUUGGCGUUCUGUGCCAUUAUUCACCGGCACAGACCAGACCUUAUAGACUUUGACUCACUUUCUGAAGAGAACGUCUACGAGAACAACCGGCUGGCUUUUGAAGUGGCCGAGUCUCAGCUGGGGAUCCCUGCCCUGUUGGACCCCGAAGACAUGGUGUCCAUGAAAGUGCCCGACCGGCUCAGCAUCAUCACAUACGUGUCCCAGUACUACAACUUUUUCAACAACAGGUCUACAGCAAACCCGCCUUCAAUGAAGAGGCUGGCUCCUGCCGGCCAGAAUGAGCCAGCCAUGAAGAGGCCUCUCGCCCCUGCAGACGGCAAAGCGGCAGAGACUGAGUCAGUCCAGCCUGCACAGACGGGCGCGGAGACGGCUGCCAAACGCAGUACCCUGAGCAGCACCUGCUCCGCCUGCAACAAACACGUCCACCUGGUGCAGCGUUUCCUGGUGGACGGCAAGCUGUACCACCGUAACUGUUUCAGGUGCACAAAGUGCCACAGCACUCUGCUUCCUGGGUCCUACAAGUUAGAGACAGACUUGGGGGCUUUAGUCUGCAGCCAUCACCUCUCGAAGCAAACCACCCCCUCCCAGAACGGCACCUCAGAAGUUGGUAAGAAAGCAGUUCAGCCUGCCAGGACCGGUGACAGCACAUCCUCCAUCACGGCACCCAAUACUGAGAAGGAGCAGGACGAGACUCCGCCCUCAGAGGAGCAGAGCCAGGACCCUGUCAGGGCGGCGCCGGCUGAAGCUGAAGAAAAACCAUCGGAGGCAGACAGUCACAGGGAGUCAGAGGAGGAGAAGUCUCGACCUUCCUCUCCUCCCAACCCCUUUGAUGAGAGUGAUGAAGAGGAGACCCAAAGUGCCACAGAGGAAGAACCACACACACCACUCCCCGCCAUGACAAACGGGGACGAUCCUUCCACACCUGAAAAUCCUUUGGAAAUAUCCAACCGACCAGUACCCGCCCCCCGAAGGGUUUCUGAGGUCGCACCGCCCCCCCGCCCGGCCCCGCGAGCUCGACUCUCCCAAAGAGCAGGAACUGUUGGAGAACAUCAGAAACCUCCAACUCCUCCCAAGCCUCGAGAGAGAUCCGAGUCUCCAGCAAGUGGCUCCCAUAAACCUAAAGAUCCACCCUGGCUUGUCCUGGUUCAGUCAGAGCAAAAGAGGAAGAAAGCCCCUCCUCCGCCCCCACCUGGACCGGCAACCCCCUCCAACACCUCCUUGGGGGAGGAGGGCUCCUCCAGACCCAGCUCACCUUCUGACCCCUCCAACCCUUUCGAGGAGGACGACGACGACGAUGAUGAAAACAAAGGAAAUGAGGAAGAGGAAGGUGAAGAAGGAGGAGCGGUUCCUCCCUCUGUGUCGGUGAAUCACCCGUGGUACCGGAUCAGGCAAGCAGCCGACCUGGGAGAAGGAGAAACCCGCCCCUCCCGUUCUACCAGUCCCGGGAGUGCCAAAAGCAAGAAGAGGCCAGCUCCUCGUGCUCCAAAGCUGCCUGCUAGAACCCCGGGCUGUCCUCACUCUCAGGCCUCCUCCUGUUCUCCGUCUCCGGCCCUCAGCACGGAGAGCUUGUCCUCCUGCUCAGACCACAACUCCUCCCUGCUACCCCUGGGUGGCAGUGCCACCAGCAGCCAGGAGCAGAGUUUCACCAAAAGUGUGUCAGAGCCUUCCAUCGUUUCGUCCGGCGACGCCUCCUCCUCCUCCUCCUCAGCUGACAGUCAGCAUGCUGCUAACACAAGCGCUCACUCCACUUCUGUGCCAGCCAACGCCAGCUCGGCUCCAACCACCCCUCAGUCCAAACGGAGCACUGACAGUCAAAGACCUAAAGCUCCGCCCCCACGACCCCCGACUACCCCCAGCCCUCUGGUCACACACUCGCCUAAAAAGAUAUGUAAGGAGAACCCCUUCAACAGGAAAGCGUCUCCUUCUCCUGCCAAAACUCCAACGAGACCUCCAAGGGGGCCCCGCCCUGCCAGGCCGCCAGCUCCUGGAUACGGCUUCCCGCUCAUCAAACGCAAAGUGCAGUCAGACGAUUACAUCCCAGUGGAGGACAUCCAUGGGGAGAUGGCUCAGCUGGAGAAGCAGCUGGAUGAGCUGGAGCAGCGUGGAGUGGAGCUGGAGAAGAAGCUGAGGAGCAACCCGAACGAUGAGGAUGAGGAGCACUUGCUGGUGGACUGGUUCACUCUCAUUCAUGACAAACACCUCUUGGUUCGCCGUGAAGCUGAGCUCGUCUACACAGCGAAGCAGCAGAACCUGGAGGAGCGGCAGGCCGAUGUGGAGUACGAGCUCAGGUGUCUCCUCAACAAACCAGAGAAAGACUGGACUGAGGAGGACAAGAGUCGGGAGCUGGAGCUGAUGGCGGAUCUGGUGACCAUCAUCGAGCAGCGCAACCAAAUCGUCAACAGCAUGGACCAGGAUCGACAGAGGGAUGAAGAGGAGGACAAGCUCAUGCAGGCCAUGCUGAAGAAAAAAGACUUCCACAGGGACCCGGACACCAGCGACCAGCACAAGAAAAAAGGGGCCAAGUUCAAACCCAUCAAAGCUCUUAAGCUGCUGAGCCACAAGAAGGAGAAAAGCUGAGGAACAAGCAGACAGAUUUUAGACUUUUAUCAAGACUAACGUGAGGCUCGGAGGAGGACUUCUCUUUAAUUGACGUUUUAUUAUUUGCACCCUGGACUCCCAGAACGCCUGUACAGGAUCUUCUGCCAGCUGCCUUUACGCUUCGCAGGCAAACAGCACGUGCUUUAUGAGCUCUUAUUUAACUGAUGCAAUCUUCAUUUUUCAGAUGAAUAAAAUCCAAAAAACUGAAGUUUUGAGUGGAGCAGAACUCGAUGGAGUUUGGUGUCAAACUGUUGCUUUUUAGAGUUUGUCUCUUGGCGUUGGAUGCUGUGAGUUUGGGAUGAAGUGACUGAACUUUUAAAGGUGAGGUACCCUGUACAGACAUAAGUUUUUAUUUGUAGUACUAGCUCAGCAUUAGUGCCUUAGCUGCUUUGUAGUUUCAUGUUUAUGUAACAGCAGGAAGACGAGGAAGCAGGUCCAACAGUGUUCAUGAAAUGAGGAGAUCCAAAAGUUUAUGAAGAGUUUUUGGACAGGACUGUGGAUAUUUUAUGCAAUCAUUAACUUAUAUUUUUGCCUUAAAAUGGAGAAAAAAAUCCUGGAUGUCUGUUAUUUAACUGUGUUUGUGGUCAUAAGUUCGUCUGUUUUAAAGGUUUCUCAAAGGACAGCAGGAUGAUUUCAUACUGUUUAAAGACGAAUAAAGAACUUCACACCCACU